GUCUCCUGUAAACAUAGCAUUCACCUCCGGCUAAGGAGAGUGGAGCUCACUCUGCUCCGCGCAAGCGAGGGAGGAGACUUCUUUCUUGGGUUUCAGCGAAUAUAAAGUUCUAGUCUUACGAACAGAAAUGGACCAAGGUGGCUGCCAAAUGAACGGCGGCGUGCCCGAACAAACCGGGAUGAUCUCACUGGAGGACCUGGAGUCUUUCUCGGAAGACCCGCCGUCAGACUCGGGGACCGGCAGCCUCGAAGAAAGAGAAACCAUGGAGGAAGACGAGCAGUCAGACCGACUGCUGCAAUACUGGCAGGACGUAGCGAGGGGACACCAAGUGGAAGUUACUCAAGAAAUGGCAGAGCCCAUUCAACAGCUCACCAGCAACAACCAUGGACACAGUAGCAGAGAACACGUCCCUUUUACUCUGCUCACACGCAAAGAGAAGUGUGGGGAGCUGCUGUACGAGAAGCGUCAGUACGAAAAGGGCCACUGGGCUUGUAUAACAAUGCACGAGGAAACUUAUGAACAGAGCAUCUGCUACGGUUUUAUGAAGAUAAUGAGAUACAUCUGCGAGCAGAACUCCUCGGCUAGCUACCUGGGCAUGACGCUGCCGAUCGUCACAGUGGUGCGCACAAAUGAGAACCAUUCUGUGAUCGGCAAUGACGUCACUGUGGCGUAUUUUCUUCCCACUGAGCAUCAGGCCCAGCCACCACAGUCUAAUGACAACGAGAUCAGCAUAGAGAUGUGGCCCGCCAAUACUGUGUAUACAAGGGCCUUUACUGGUCCCACCAAUGAAGUGACCAUCGUUAAUCAGAUCAACGUCAUGGCUGAGCAGCUAGACCACCUUGUUGAGUGCGUAAACGACUCGUUCAUCGUGGCCGGCUACACCAACCCCGCUCACAACAACCGCCAGAAUGAGAUCUGGUUCCUAGAGCGACACUGAGGGGACGAGAAGAUUAAUCACCAUCUUAUCUGUGACCCUUGACCUUUUUCACCCAUAAGAGCUGAACCAAACCACUGCCAAACUCUUCAUGGACACAACCCAGAUAUUAAAAAGGUGAAGCAUAGCAUUCAACGAUACAUUACGGUGGCAAAAACAAACACCUUUCCUAAUCACAGUGCCCUCUAGUUGAAAGUUCAAUAUAGUUUAAGCGCUCAGUGAACACAUGCAACAGCCUGUCUUUCCACAGCAGAAGCAGGUUCCCAGUGGACAUGCAGCCUUAUCAUGCUCCCUUUCCGUUUGUUGCACAGCUACAAUGUCAAAGUCAAUGCACAACAAACAAAAAAAAUAUUUCCCUUUCAUUCUCUAGCUUGCUGAGGUCAUUUCAACUCUAUCACUGUCGAUUUGCUGUUUCUUUUCUUUUUCACUAGAUAACCAACCGUUAACAAGCCAGUUAUUACAGUAACCUAACCCAAUCUAAGGUUACGUUGAGCCGUUGGUGUGGUGGGUUGGGAUACACAACAACCAGACUUGAACUGGAGGCUUUAAUAAAGAGGCUUAGAUUAAAUAAUAAAUAACCAUAAAUAAGCGCAACACAAUGGGUGACACUAAUUUAGAAAACGAACACAUAACUUGUUUGUGUUUGUGCAUGAAUGUACAGCUACAGGGAGGGUAAAAACUAAUGACACACUUCUACAAACCAAACACUGAAAAUCUGAUUUUACAGCUGAAUGACAAUCAAAGCACUUGUAUAUACACCAAUCUCUCUCAAGCAAAAUGAUGCAAGUUAAUGCAUUCCUCGUUUAAAAACACAUAGGAAUAGUUACUACGUACCUCCUUCUCGUGCUCUUUCUACUUGCUACUCUGUGUCAAUGUUAGUGAUCAUGCAUUUACUGCUGAAUUGCAAACACCACUGCUGCUGAGUAGAGACAACGCAACCAAGCAAAAAUAUAGAGUGCAGAGAAUAUCUGUACUGUGAUUAUACUCUUUAUGUUAAAUAGAAGCUACAUUUUUGUUUUAGUUGAAACUGUUCAAUGUUCCAUCACAAAUCUAAGACUGUAUAAAGUCAGAGUGAAAGAAGAAUGGAUGUUUAUCUUCACUAUAUUUUUUUAAUUAAAAACAGACUCAUUUAACUCAACAAAAAACUAAGUGACACACAUCAAACCAGCUACACCUAGAGUUCACAGUAAUGUAGGAUUGUUUCUGCUUAGGACAUUUACUGCUUGGGUGCCAGAGAAAUAAAACUGGAAGUGAACCAGCCAAAUCAUCACUGUGUGAUAUACCAGGACAGACAUCCUAUGAAAUGCUGACACGGAAAGUUAUUGAGGCCUAUUCAAAUGUGUGUAAAAUUAAAAGUGAAAUUCAGCUCAAAUUGUGAGGAGGUUGGUUUCAUCUUAUUUAAUCCACAUAACAAAUGCAAAACAAAGAUAUUAACAGUGAAGAAAGUAUUGGGUUGGGCAGGUUGCCCAGUCUGAAAGUCAAGCCGUUUGGUUGACAUCCAAAGAAUUUAUUUUGCAUUAAAUGAUUGUAGAGUUGACUUGCAAAGCCAUGAUACAUGUGGGUGGGUUUCCCUUUAAGAGCCCGGUUAUAUGGGAACAUCAAGUGUGAGUUUUUCCUUUCUUUUUUUUGCUUAUUGUUUUAGUGUUUUGCAAAAAAGUGUCCUGUACUGUGAAAAUGCAAGUGCAACAGCAAAAGCUACUGUGGUUUUCUUUGUUCAAUAAAAACGUGCUUGUCUCCUGUCUUUUGAA
Cottoperca gobio is the source of this 2682-nucleotide messenger RNA. It is a transcript of the gene soul3, whose product is annotated as heme-binding protein soul3. Lineage: Eukaryota; Metazoa; Chordata; Actinopteri; Perciformes; Bovichtidae. The transcript has 6 exons. The record is from RefSeq and is a predicted model, not a curated record. Gene Ontology annotation, molecular function: heme binding. The coding region runs from base 128 to 937 and encodes 269 amino acids.